AUGAUCCUUUCAUCUCUGCUAGCCCUCGGGCUCGCAACAGUCAACUCAGCUCUUGCCCAAAAGGCAGGGUCCUUUGAGCAAGUCGGGGACACCCUCGUCAGCGCUAUGAUGAUGUUCCUCGGCAACGAGGGCAAAAUUUACAUUCUCGACAAGGUGGAGGGCAACCCCACCCAAAUCAACGGCCAUCCCGCCUACGCGGCCGUCUGGGACAUCGCUACACGUAAGGUCACCGCCAUGGACGUUCAAACGAACCCGUUCUGUGCCGCGGGCAUGCACUUGCCCAACGGCUCCUUCGCUACUUUCGGUGGCAACGGCGCUAUCAGCCCCGGGGGCAACCUCGGAUCCGUCCUCAACCCCGGUGGCUCUUCCGCCAGCUUCGACGCGACCUACCAGGACUACGAUGGCACCGCCGCGAUCCGCAUCAUCACCCCCUGCGAUGGCGACCUGACCUCGCCCGACUGCACCUGGUACGACUCCCCCAACGGCCUCAAGAUGCAGAAGCACCGGUGGUACCCAGGAUGCGAGCCCCUUGCUGAUGGUUCCGUCGUCCUUGUCGGUGGUUUCACCAACGGUGGCUACAUUAACCGGAAUACCCCCAACGACGAUCCUGAGACCUCUCAUGGUGCUGCGGAGCCGACCUACGAGUUUUAUCCGUCAAAGGGCGACGCCCAGGUGAUGAAGUUCAUGGUCCAUACAAGCGGUUUGAACGCGUAUGCGCACACGUACUUGAUGCCGUCCGGAAAGAUGCUCGUGCAGGCUAACUACUCAACCGGCAAGCUCACGUUUACUUCCCUUCUUUGGGAUUAUACCAACAACAUCGAGACGGCUCUGCCUGAUAUGCCGAACCAGAUCGUCCGCGUAUACCCUGCGUCUGGUGCGACUGCCAUGCUCCCCUUGACGCCCGCCAACAACUACACCCCUACUGUCCUUUUCUGCGGUGGUACCUUCAUGCAGGACUCCGACUGGGGCAACUAUUCUUUCCCCUACGCCAACACCUGGGAAAUUCCCGCCUCAGCCGACUGCCAGCGCAUCACCCCCGAACGCACCGACGGCAAAGACGUUGCGUACGAGCAGGACGAUGAUAUGCCUGUCGGCCGUACCAUGGGCCAGUUCAUCGCGCUCCCCAAUGGCAAGCUCCUCGUCCUCAACGGCGGGGCGAACGGCACUGCUGGCUACGCGACCAACACUGGUGUGACUCUCUCGUACAGCCAGAUGCCUUUUGGUAUGUCGCUUGCCGCUGCCCCCGUCGGCCAGCCUGCGCUUUACGACCCCACCGCACCUUCGGGUAGUCGCUGGUCCACUGCAGGCUUCGAUACAUCGUCUAUUGCGCGUCUAUACCACUCUUCCGCCAUCCUCCUUCCCGACGCGUCCGUCUUCGUAGCCGGUUCCAACCCGAACGUCGACUACAACGAUACCACGUUCUUCCCCACCACGUACAAGGCCGAGAUCUUUUACCCGUCCUACUUUGCGGCUUCGACGCGCCCUGUACCGACCGGUAUACCCAGUAAGCUGACCUAUGGCGGCAAUGCGUUCGAUGUCUCGAUUCCCGCCUCCUCCUAUUCGGGCUCUGCCAACGACGCUGCAGACAACACCACUGUGUGGCUCAUGCGCGGUGGGUUCACGACUCACGCGAUGAACAUGGGUCAGCGCGCUGUGCAGCUGAACAACACCUACACCGUCAACUCCAACGGCUCCUUCGUCCUCCAUGUCGCCCAGCCCCCGCCCAACGCCAACCUCUUCCAGCCCGGCCCUGGCAUGGUCUUUGUCACUAUCAACGGCAUCCCGAGCAAUGCAACAAUGGUCCUCGUCGGGAACGGCCAGGUCGGCACACAGCCCACCCAAGCCGCGAGCGUGCUCCCGCCGAACGUUCGCGCGGACUCGGCGUCGGGCACGGCCGAUGGCAGCAACAGUAACAACAACAACAACUCGAGCGGGAGCGGCAACCAGGCCAACUCGGGCUCGUCGAACACGGGCGCGAUCAUCGGAGGCGUGGUCGCCGCGAUCGCGGCGGUCGGGAUACUCGGUGCGGUUUUCGGUAUUUGUCUCGCCCGCCGCCGCCGUGCCGCCGCCGCGCGAAGUGGGCCGUCGGCGUCGUCGACGUACCCGAUGAGCACCACGAACGUCGCCGGUGGGGCUGGUGCCGGCGGGGCGGGCGCGGCGUCCUCCCGUGGGUUGCGCAGUUCUGAUUCGAGCGCGUUCGUACCGUUGCAGGGUAAUAUGAGCACCGCCAGCCUCAAUUCGCCGUACCGCGACGAGUACGAGGGCAUGCGGGGGAGCGGGCAGUAUGGGCGGAGCGGGGAGUACGAUCCGUAUUACGAGUCUGCGCCACGGUUGAGCACGAGCGCGGGGCCGCCGAGGUAUUGA
Heterobasidion irregulare TC 32-1 is the source of this 2364-nucleotide messenger RNA. RefSeq names its product glyoxal oxidase (gene glox4). Lineage: Eukaryota; Fungi; Basidiomycota; Agaricomycetes; Russulales; Bondarzewiaceae. The coding region runs from base 1 to 2364 and encodes 787 amino acids. The transcript is spliced from 4 exons. The record is from RefSeq and is a predicted model, not a curated record.